ACAUUUGACAGAUAUAAGAGUAAAGAGGGCACUUUGUUUCUUUGUUAAAUGGUGGCUUGUAGCUUUAAUAUUAAUCCCCGAGAUGGUUAGAUCAUAAAAACACGCCUUAAACCAAGAGCCAGAUGGUGCAUCGGAUGUAUAGAUCUGAAGCACCCGGUUGCUACUUGCCCUCUCCACGGGGAAGAUGCAAGAUGGUUAGAUCCCAAUUGCCGGGCAUCGGAGGCUACAACUGACUUAACAUUCUGCUGGUUUUCCCAUCAUUGAAAUACUGUCGUUUUUUUGUCUAAGUUUUGUAGACUUUACCGGUAUCCAAAAGUUUCGUUGUUUACAAGGUGUGCAAGGAAAUGCAUAUGCGCUUUUUAUCGAUGGAAUGUUCCUCAUAUUUGAAACAUCGUUCUGGUCUAUCUUGGGUUGGUUCUAAAAAAUCUUUAUUAGCUACGUUGUCAAAGAUUUCUUGCUGUUUCAUACCCGGAACUUAAACUACCAGACCAGCAGUCAAGUCGGACAUAUUUGAGAAAACACAGAAAACACAGGAUAGAACAUCAAGCGUAGAACAUCUUUGUUUACAUUGGUCCAAAGAAACAGUUGUCGUAGCAUUUUUCUGUUUCUUUCUCUAACAUAUUUUGGUUGUAAAAUUAGUCAGCGACCGUUUGCUAUUGUAUCACUUUACAAACAAUGAAUAACUAUUAAAUUAUUUUGUUUGCUCUCCGGGACAUGUUGUCAACUUGCUACGAGUCUAGCUAGCUGGUGUAUUAGCCAGCUAGCUAAAUGUUAGCAUUAAUCAAACGCUAGCCAAAUAGUUUACGAUGGGCGAGGGCGAUUGAGUUGUAUUUGACGUCGAUGUUAUAAAGGUUAUUAUUGUAUUUAAAAUGGAUAUUAGUCUAACCGUUUCCCUAAUGCGGGGCCAGAUGGGGACCGUGAUAGAGAGAGCGGUGAGUGCCGCUGUUGAGACGGUGCUGGGGGAGAUGUUGAAAGUGGUCAGCAUUAAAUUUGACGAGCUGAAGAGGGAAGUGGCAGCUAAAGAGAAGGAGACCGAGAGCAUCCGACAGAUGCUGGAUAUAUCCAGAUCUCAGGUAAAGACAAUGCAGAAGUACAUUAACGCCCUGGGUGCUAGGCAGCCGCACGCCACAACCACAUACCACAAGAACCAGGGUACGGCGUUCAGUAAUUCCGAAAACCGCAGGGCACACAGUUCCUCCACGGCUGCAUCCGAGGCUUCGCUGUCCUCUGUUUUACCGCAGCCACAAAGAAGAACGGUUGCGCUUCCCAACAACGCAAUGGUCACGGCAAAUGGGAACGUGCAGCCUAAGGGUCGAGUCACCGUGAGUCUGCCCUCUGACUUAGCCAGGGCCUCACAACUCUCGGAGAAUAUGGUCACGGUUAGGACCACAUCAUCCCUUGACAGCCAAGGUGACCUGACGGCCAUGAUCUCAGAGGCAUUGGAGGACCCGUCUUUGACCACAACUGUCUCUGCAAUGAGCAGUGCAGCUGAGCCCCUGGAUCCUUUCAAAGUUUCUUUCCUUGCAGAGGAGCACCCAGCUCCGGGGAUGACCGAUGGAGGCCAUGGGAGAGAGGAGGAGGAGGAGGAGGACGGGGCCCAGUGUGAGGCUGAGUGGGCCAUUAGUGCACAGCAAGCAGAGGCCAGCUCAGAGGGCGGGUCCCAGCCGGUCCUCUCCCCAUCCAGGACCGAUGACGCUGACAGCUUUGAGACCGCUGAGGCCGGGGACACCCACCCAGCCACCCAGAUGGAACCCCGGCUCCUGGUGAAAGAGGAGGAGGCCGAGGUGGAGAUAAUCUGUAUCAAACAGGAGCCCGAGGAGAUGGAGAGUCUGCUGAUGAACCUGGCCGCCGAGACCCUCGGGCCACCGGGACCCCUGGGCGGGGCCACGCCUCCACAGAGCCACCGGACCACGGAGCACACAGCAUUCACCUCAGCCAGCUCCUACGGGCUGGCCCAGCCAGCGAUGACCAUGUCGGGUCACUCUUCCCGGCCGAUGGUACGUCCGUGGCCCAAGGACCUGAGCCUGUAUGAAGAGUACCGGGUCCGCCGGGCCGACCUCAGGCGGAGGAGCCAGACCCGUCGCCGGGAGAUGGAAAAGACACUCCCCCAGCCCCUGUUAGCCGACCUGGUGAAGGAGCGACGGGAGAAGACCAGGCUCAGAGUAGCCCGCUGGAGGGCCAAGAGGAAGCUGCAGGCCUGCCUGCUAACCCAGAUGACCCAGAGCCAGCACCAAGCGGCAGGCCUGGGUCUGGGCCAGGGGGGCAGCCUGAGCAGUGGUCCGGGGACUCCCGGACAGGUCAACCAACACAGCGGACAGCACAAAGCCGGGGGACCCAGUCUGACUCAGCAGAGGAGCACUGCCUCCAACAACGUGUCUCCCUACAGCAACAAUUUCCUGUUUAACAGAACUCACUGUGACUCUGGUAACAUCAACUACCCACCUUUACAGUUCAACUCGUCCUCUCUGAUGCUGGGCCAACAUGGGGGCCAUAACAUGGUGGAUCACAGCAUGCAGCCAGCGUCGUCGUCCUCACAGCCGGGCCUCACAGGCUCUGAGCUCUACCAGUAACACCUGUUGAUAUGUGGCUGUGUGUGUAAUGGCACCUUAUUCCCUGCUAAACCACUCCCCUGAGGGUGUCACCAUCCUGUGGCCCCUCCCCACUGCCGCUCCACCACUCAGACACUGUCCUGCAGCCCCUCCUCCCCGCGGCUCCAACCCUCAGGCCUGUUUCAACUUCCCGGUUAAGAUGUGUUUAUUUCUGUGUAAACAAUUCAGUAAAACUCACAUGUAACACAAAAAAAUACCGUUCACUACUUAUGACCAGAGCACUGUGGUCCCUGAUUGAGUAGUGUGGGGAGUGGGGAACAGGGUGCCAUCUGGGAUGUAGGUAUUGUUCUGUUCUCAUGGUAGAUGCUGUUUAUGUUGUGGUGUCGGGUCAAUUUAUGUGCUUCAAGGGGAACUGUGUGAAUGCGUUAUGAUCUAACUUAUCAAAAUGUCUGUGACAAGCCUAAAAAGUUUUAAAGAGAUAACUGCCUCAUAUUAAUAAUUGAAUAUUAUUACUAUAAAAAGUAACCCCAACAUGUAUUGUUGUGCAGCAAAAGUAUUUUGUUAAAUAAUUUAUUUAUGUUAAUGAAUAAUGACCAACCCUACACACAUACACU
This is a messenger RNA of Esox lucius (northern pike), 3163 nucleotides long. RefSeq lists its product as uncharacterized. Bases 870 to 2570 code for a protein of 566 amino acids. Lineage: Eukaryota; Metazoa; Chordata; Actinopteri; Esociformes; Esocidae. The record is from RefSeq and is a predicted model, not a curated record. The transcript is spliced from 3 exons.